Molecule: messenger RNA, 8103 nt
Organism: Arvicola amphibius (Eurasian water vole)
Lineage: Eukaryota; Metazoa; Chordata; Mammalia; Rodentia; Cricetidae
Gene: Cnnm2
Product: cyclin and CBS domain divalent metal cation transport mediator 2
Exons: 8
Coding region: 143-2770 (875 amino acids)
Biological process (GO): transport; magnesium ion homeostasis
Cellular component (GO): plasma membrane
Molecular function (GO): magnesium ion transmembrane transporter activity
Source: RefSeq, a predicted model, not a curated record
CCAGUCCGAGUCAGUGUCAUUCAGAGAGGCGGACUGCUGAGUGCUGGGCGCGGACGCACGGCUGCAGUCCUGCUCGGGCGCUGGUGCCUGCGCUCGCGCCGCCGGGUGGGAAGGAUGAAGCCUCAGCUGGAGCAGCCACCCUAUGAUUGGCUGUGGCGCUUGUGAACCCGAAGUAAAGAUGGCGGGCGGGCAGGCAGCCGCCGCACUGCCCACUUGGAAGAUGGCGGCUCGCCGCAGCCUCAGUGCCCGCGGCCGGGGGGUCCUGCAGGCAGCUGCGGGCCGGCUGCUGCCGCUGCUCCUGCUGAGCUGCUGCUGCGGCGCGGGCGGCUGCACAGCGGCCGGCGAGAACGAAGAGACCGUGAUCAUCGGGCUGCGGCUGGAGGACACGAACGACGUGUCGUUCAUGGAAGGGGGUGCGCUGCGGGUGAGCGAGCGGACCCGGGUCAAGCUGCGGGUGUACGGGCAGAACAUCAACAACGAGACGUGGUCCCGCAUUGCCUUCACCGAGCACGAGCGGCGCCGGCACACACCCGGCGAGCGCGGGCUGGGGGGCCCCGCGCCUCCGGAGCCGGACAGCGGCCCCCAGCGCUGCGGCAUCCGCACCUCAGACAUCAUCAUCUUGCCCCACAUCAUUCUCAAUCGCCGCACAUCGGGCAUCAUCGAGAUCGAGAUCAAACCGCUGCGCAAGAUGGAGAAGAGCAAGUCUUAUUACCUGUGCACGUCUCUCUCCACGCCCGCACUGGGCGCCGGCGGCUCCGGGUCCGCGAGUGGUGCCGUCGGGGGCAAGGGUGGCGCGGGGGUGGCCGGACUCCCGCCUCCCCCAUGGGCCGAGACCACCUGGAUUUACCACGACGGUGAGGACACCAAGAUGAUCGUGGGCGAGGAGAAGAAGUUCCUGCUGCCCUUCUGGCUGCAAGUGAUCUUCAUCUCGCUGCUGCUGUGUCUGUCAGGCAUGUUCAGCGGCCUCAACCUGGGGCUCAUGGCUCUGGACCCGAUGGAGCUGCGCAUCGUGCAAAACUGCGGCACCGAGAAAGAGAAGAAUUACGCCAAGCGCAUCGAGCCGGUGCGCAGGCAGGGCAACUACCUGCUGUGCUCGCUGCUGCUGGGCAAUGUGCUGGUCAACACCACGCUCACCAUCCUGCUCGACGACAUCGCGGGCUCAGGCCUUGUGGCGGUGGUGGUCUCCACCAUUGGCAUCGUCAUCUUCGGGGAAAUCGUGCCCCAAGCCAUUUGCUCCCGACAUGGCCUGGCAGUAGGGGCCAACACCAUCUUCCUCACCAAGUUUUUCAUGAUGAUGACCUUCCCCGCUUCUUACCCGGUUAGCAAACUGCUGGACUGCGUCCUGGGCCAGGAGAUAGGCACUGUCUAUAACCGGGAAAAACUGCUGGAGAUGCUCCGGGUCACUGACCCCUAUAACGACCUCGUUAAAGAGGAACUGAACAUCAUCCAAGGGGCUCUGGAGCUCCGCACCAAGACGGUAGAGGACGUGAUGACUCCCCUCCGGGACUGUUUCAUGAUCACCGGCGAGGCUAUCUUGGACUUCAACACCAUGUCCGAAAUCAUGGAGAGUGGCUACACGCGAAUCCCAGUGUUUGAGGGAGAGCGUUCCAACAUCGUGGACCUGCUCUUUGUCAAAGACUUGGCCUUCGUGGACCCAGAUGACUGUACUCCCUUGAAAACCAUCACCAAAUUUUACAACCACCCCUUGCACUUCGUCUUCAAUGACACCAAGUUGGAUGCUAUGCUGGAAGAAUUUAAGAAAGGUAAAUCUCACCUGGCCAUUGUGCAGCGGGUGAACAAUGAGGGUGAAGGGGACCCGUUUUAUGAAGUUCUGGGAAUUGUCACCUUGGAAGACGUGAUUGAAGAAAUUAUCAAAUCUGAAAUCUUGGAUGAGACAGACCUGUACACUGACAACAGAACGAAAAAGAAAGUGGCCCACCGUGAAAGAAAGCAAGAUUUCUCUGCCUUUAAGCAGACGGACAGCGAGAUGAAGGUUAAAAUAUCACCGCAGCUUCUCCUGGCCAUGCACCGUUUCCUAGCAACAGAAGUAGAAGCGUUUAGCCCAUCCCAGAUGUCAGAGAAGAUCCUCCUAAGGCUGCUAAAGCACCCCAAUGUCAUCCAGGAGCUGAAGUAUGAUGAGAAGAACAAGAAAAGCCCUGAGUGCUACCUCUACCAGCGCAACAAACCCGUAGACUACUUCGUCCUUAUCCUGCAGGGGAAAGUGGAAGUAGAAGCUGGGAAAGAAGGUAUGAAGUUUGAAGCAAGUGCUUUUUCAUACUAUGGUGUAAUGGCCCUCACAGCCUCUCCAGUUCCUUUGUCCCUGUCCCGAACCUUUGCUGUCAGCAGGACAGAGGUGUUAGCAGCAGGCUCUCCAGGUGAAAAUAAGUCACCUCCUCGCCCCUGUGGCCUGAACCACUCAGACUCUCUCAGCCGAAGUGACCGGAUUGACGCCAUGACACCAACCUUGGGGAGCAGCAACAACCAGCUCAAUUCUUCAUUCCUCCAGGUCUACAUCCCUGAUUACUCAGUGCGAGCCCUCUCUGACCUACAGUUUGUCAAGAUCUCCAGACAGCAAUACCAAAAUGCCUUGAUGGCAUCCCGGAUGGACAAAACCCCUCAGUCUUCAGACAGUGAAAACACUAAAAUUGAAUUGACUCUUACGGAGCUGCAUGACGGGCUGCCGGACGAGACGGCCAACUUGCUCAACGAACAGAACUGUGUAUCGCACAACAAGACCAACCACAGCUUGCACAGUGACGGCGCCAUCUAGAGCCCCUCGGUCCCCUCGUUCGGCCUCCUGGUCUGUUUGACCAUGACUUCCACUAGUGUGAGCUUGUCUGCCAUGCUGCGUCCUACAGCAUUGAGACCAAAGACUUUGCCCCUUUCCCUGGAGGCCGCCGAGGACGGCAAGCUGCGGAGGACAGCAUGGGUAGGGAUGGAAACUAGACACGUGACAUCGACAGCUGGGGCAUGGCUUUCAAGAAUUCGGAGACAAACUUCUGCCCAAAUAGAAUCAUGUUUAUUUUUUCAGUACCUUUUACCAUUUCCUUACUUCCUCAAUGUGCAUGAAUUUAAAAAUUACUUCGUUUAUUUUUUUUUCAAGAGAUCAUGUUUUUGUUUUUUAAGUAUCUUUUUGCAGAGUUUUAAGUUGGUCUGUCUGAGCUAGCUCUGCUGUGAUCCCAUGAUGUGACCCUAACAGAAUGGACUUGCCCCUUGAGUGGCCUUUCUUGGCCGUCCCUAGGAAGGAUACCUUUCCUCUGUGUGCCAGUGGGUGUCGCUGUCGAACUUGAUGGAUGGAUGAAGAAGACCAUGUCACUGAGGAGCGUGCCAAGUCUGUCGUCACUGUGGGUGUUGGCAGAAGCUGCAGACACCCCUGUGCAUAUAGUAUUUCGAAAAUAUGUUCAAUCGUGUCCCUUCCCUCAGGAAGGGUUGUUUUGCUUGGGAAUGUGAUUUUGCUCCCACCCUAAGGAACUUUUAUCACCAAAAUGAAUGUUAAUGAAUUUUAAACCCAUGGUUUAUCAUUGGCAAGAGGCAAGUUAACUUCAUCCACAGUCCUGUAACCUGGGGUGGUCUGGUGCAUCAGCUGAGCCACCCCACACCCUCUCGGCCCUCACUCUUGCUAAUCCAAGCCGCUGCUACAGGUGCCAAAUGGAAACUUUCCAUGGGGCUUGAACAUGUGGCAUGGCAGCUACGUUAGUUGCCUCUUUCCCAUGGGGAUCUAUGUGUUAUCGGAAUGAGGCAGGGGUGGGGUGGGGUGGAGAGUGUACUCGGGAAUUUCUAGACCCCCUGUUUUUAAUAGAAGGACAAGGGAUUGCCUGUCCCACCCCUCCUUCCAUAGAGCCAAGUGCCCCCUCUCAUCUUGUCCCUGGACUGUAGGGCCCAGAAGUGGCAGUGGUCCAGCAAAGAUGCCUCUUGCUUCAGAGGUGGUCAAUGCCAGAGAGGCUGUCAUACAGCCGGAGUCAGUUGGACCCCAAACAGAUCCAGAAACCAAAUGUGUGUUGUGAGCGUUUCAUGUAUGUCUCUGUCUUAUUUUAAUACCAAAUUUACCAUGUGUUGUGAAAUUCGCGCCAGCGGGUACUGUUUGGGUGACUGAAUCCUUAACUAGUUUGUUUUAAGUGGUUACCUGUGUUUGCUGGCAAUACUUAUACACUGAAAUGACCUCCUGACCAUAAUGUUCAAUAGGAUUCUCACUACCCAGGUCACGGCUGGAGAAGAGAGCCUUCCUGUGCCUGGGUUUCCUGCCCAGGGAACCCUAAAGCUCACCAUCAGCCUCCUCCCUCAGGUAGGAGGUCUGCUAACCCCAGGCUGGGCUCUGGGAGGGUAACAUGUUGGGUUAAUCUCCUUGUAAAUAGUUGGUGACUCUGGAAAACGUACAUGUGUGUGUGUGUGUGUGUGUGUGUGUGUGUGUGUGUGUGUGUGUGUGUGUAUAUGUGUGUGUGUGUGUGUGUGUGUGCGCGCGCGCGCGUGCGCGCGCGCUGGGAAUGGCACCCACGGCCUUGGGCGUGCUUGGCAAGUAGUCCUGACAGCUACACCUGGGUCUGGCUCUGGUGCCAUGUCCACUGACAGUGUUAGCCUGGGUGGAGGAGGUGGUCCUGGAAUGUUCUCAGAAGGUGCCAUGCCUGACAGAAGGGCUGGCUUCACUUAGUGGAGGGUCACUGGAGUGGCCUCUGAAGGAUCUGAGUGGACCUAGCCUGCCACUUUGGGAAAGGGUUCCUACCAUAUGGAACCCCGUACUGUGGCACCCCCUUUUCAGACACAUCCAAAUGAAAAAAAAAAAAAAAACAUUUACUAAGGACCAUAAUGUGCACAGAUGCAAACUCUCUCAGCUUGUCCAGGACCAGGGCCCCUCCCUGAGGCCUGGGGAGCCAGGAGCCCAGCACACGUGCCUCAGACAGCCUUGCUGCUGGAGGGGCCUCUGGGAGAGAAGCAUGCUUGGUCCCUUUUCAGAGCGGCACUGUUUGUAGACCCUAGAGAUGUGGGAGUCUAGGGAGCUGAGAGAUCAUAGUCACCACCAAGUGUGGCAGCUGACUGUAGAGUUCUCUUAGGAGCUGGGGAGCGUGGUUCUCAGAGACCGAGAUUGUAGCCAACCAGCUUUGUGUCCACUUCUCAUUAAUGAUCUAAUUACCUUGGAGUAGUUACUCAGUUCUAAUGACCAGGAAUUCAGAAUAGUUCCUCCCUGGUUCCUGGGUGCACAAGGUGAACUGGCUGUAGUUUCAGCUGCUCUGUGGAGAGUUCCCGACCUUCAAAAGGCUUGCGCUGAGUGAUCAGUUCUUCAGGUUCCCCCCUCUCCCCAGACUCCUUAGACAACUGAAGGAGACAGUGGCUCUCUGCCCCUCUGGGGCAGCAAAACUGUCUCGGCUAGGACGGGCAUAUGCAUACCAUCUGUGGCUGACCCCAUAGCUUCCCAUCCAGACAGGCACGUAAUGGAUUGGCCAUAUACAGGGUUCCUUCCUUACAAGGCUGCUGUAUGUGCAAACGUGGAGGUAAGGCAGGCAGGCCAGACUCGGGUUGCUGUGGGCCUACCCCCUGCUCCACAAUGGUAUCUGGAGCCACUGCCAGCCAGAGGACAGGGCAGCCUUGUGUCAGAUGUGGCUAGCACGGUCCCUUUAAGUCCUUCACUCUGCUGCCCUCUGUCAGGCAAGUCCAGACCCUGGUAAUUAAACUCUUGAGAAAGCAAUCCUGAAAACAUGAGUAUUGGGGUGCUAGUCAACUAGAUUAAACUGGUUCUUAAUUUGAAGGUGCCUCGUCUUUCAUACUCUGUAUGGGCGCAACUGACCUCACGUGAAGGGAGCUGAGCCACACACCACUUUCUCAUGUCAGCCCAGGAGACGUGUGCAGCGUUCAGUGCAGAACUUCACACGGAUACGGAACACUAACUGUGAAGUCCCUUGCCGCCCCCAGCUCUGUGCAGCUCAAGGACGAGCUUUUCCAAGCCUAGGAAAACAUGGCAGGUCCAAACGCAUUUCCCUUAAGAAAUGGAGCAAUGGGAUUUUAAGUUAAGCAGGGACCGUGAACUUCUGCCUCAAGUUAUUUGGGUAAAGGAGCAAAGCCAGUAGGUGCUGAGUGACUGAGCCUGUGUCCUGGCUAGUUACAAACUCAUGCAAGCACCUCUGUCCUCUGAAGGCUUCCAGGGAUCUGUGCCAUCACUGUGCCUGGACCCAGGGGAUGUCGUCUCCCAAGGGUGAACCUAGGCAGGUUGACUGGUACAGCGUACACACCUUGUUCCCGAGAGGGCUGACAACUUACAACACACCGUGUAGCCUAAACUCCCUGCUGCCCCAGAUGUGCUUUUCCUUUGAGGCAUGAGGUACGAGUGUGUCCUUUCUUAUGGGGGGAAUCAGGCUCCUUCCUGGGCUGUUUGCUUCCAUUCUGGGCCUAGGCUUGAGGUGCUUCUGCUCAAGGACUACUGGGUAAGUUGUAGGCUAGUCCAGAAUUGGGAGGAAUUUAGAGAUGUAUAGGGAAGUGACUGGGGGGGAGGGAGAGGAUGUGGAAGUUUUUACCAUACAAAUCUAUCAAUGAGCAACCUACUCAGUGGAUUUUUAGACCUCAGGGCCAUUUACUUGUGUCUGAGUGGCUGAUGGGGAAGAUGAACUCACUGAGGUUCACUUGCUUCCACCUGAGGGAUGAGUAGCGCUCCAAGGCUGAGCCUGCCGUCAGCUAGUCUCAAAGCUGGGGUGAGCAGUCUUCUUCCUCCUGGAAUCAAUGCUAACUUCCUGGCUUUCCUUCUGGGGAGUCCUGUUACCCACCAGUCAGGAAGAGGGGCAGUCUUUCACAGCAGCUAGUGGGCAGCAGGGCAUCUGUUUCUUGGUUCCCUGUGGCUGACAUAGCUCAGGCAACCUUUCUAUACCAGAGCCAUUGGGACAUCUCAACUGCGAUUGUUUUAAACGCCUUUUGAUGGGGAAUGCCAGGCAGUACUUGAAGCAUUAUCAAAAUGGCAGUAGAGUCAGGUUCCAGGUGUUUGUGUGCACACAGCUGUGGGUCAACAGACGAGGGUGACUGGGUACUGUCUAGCCUCUCCUGGAAAGGCACCUUCUGAUGCUGCUCACAUCUGAUCCACAUGUAUUUACUUAGGGGGCUGGAUUCUUGCAGAAUCUCUCUACAGAAAACUAUCAAAGGGACCUAGUAGACCCGAGUGCCUGCUCCUCUUGGUGACUCAGGUUUCUUCCAUACAAACAGCUGGGCCCCUAGAACAGAGGGAAGUGGGGAGGAGUGAUCUCUAGACGACCCCGCCUAGCUUCCCUUCCGAUUCACUACCACCCAUGCCCGGUCUACUGUGAACAGUCUAUCAAUCCAUUGACUUUUCUUAUUUUUGCAGUCCUUUAAAUCCACAAAUGUAUAUGCUUUGUUUUAUAUUAUUUAUUAUGUACAUAUGUCUCUACUGUUAGUAUACCAUCUGUGAUUAAGACACUGUUUUGAAGCCCCUCAUCCAUGGAGCCUAGGGUUCUGUUGUCCCUUAUUGGGUGAGAGGGUGGUGAUUUUUUUUUAAGGAAAAAAAAAGACUGUACUGCUGCUCUUUCUCUGGCUUCUCUCAUUGCCCUACCCCAACCCACUCCUGACGGCCAGUAUCUGGGAGGUAGGUGGAGGCAGAGCUUCUCACGACUUCACGAGUUACUGCGGAAAUGGUUUCUUCCCUGUGUGGUGGUAGCUGGGGCUCCUUCCUCAUCACUCCCAAGCCAGAUCUGUUUCCUAGUCCCAAAAUGAAGGCCUCUACUUCUCACCUAGGAUUGCAGAACCUGGAUCAUGGAAGCUGCCUGCCCUUUUAGGUUCUGAGCAUGUCUCUUCCUGGUGUCAUGGCCCAGUUACCAACAUCCCCUUGGGCCUAAAGCCAGCUCAGCUUUGUCUGAUGGUCCCACCUUAGCUGCACCCACUGCUUCAUGGUAUACAUUUCAUGCACUUGAGCAGUGGCAUCAAUGGAAAGCUAAACAAGCACAGGUCACGUGCAGGCUUCACAAGCUGUCAUGAUGGACACGUUUAUAAUUCCAAUGUUGUAGAUUUACAAUACCUAUUUAUUUUGUACCAAUUUAUUUGUAAAUCUUGUGAUUGUUUUUAAAGGUUUUGUUUAUUUCUGUUCUAUUUAGAUAAAUGGUUUUCUGUUCACCUGCA